Messenger RNA from Moesziomyces aphidis, 1167 nucleotides. The record is from the annotation of a GenBank genome assembly. Lineage: Eukaryota; Fungi; Basidiomycota; Ustilaginomycetes; Ustilaginales; Ustilaginaceae.
AUGUCGCUGCCUUCCGGUAAUCCUCCCACGAUGCUGUCUGUGAACCCGCCGUUCCGACACGCCCACGUGGGCUCGUUCCUUCGUCCGGCGUCGAUCCACACGGCCCGCUCCUCGUUUGCCGCCGGCUCGAUUUCCGCCGCGGAGCUGCGUACGAUCGAAGACCGCGAGAUCGCGUCGCACGUGCACGAGCUGCUCGAGAACGGCGUGCAGGAGAUCACCGACGGCGAGUUUCGUCGCGAGUACUUCCACCUCGACUUCCUCAAGCACAUCGAGGGGAUUACGAUCAGCAAGAACACGCUCGAGCAGAAGGAGGGCCGUGUACCUCCAACGCUCAGUGUGACGGGUAAGCUGAGGCAUACGCACGACAUCGAGGUGGACAACUUCAAGUACCUCCAGAGCCUCGUCCCCGCGUCCGAGGUCAAGAGGAUCAAGAUCACCAUCCCCAGCCCGACCAUGUGCCACUUUAGGGGCGGUCGUGCCGCCAUCAGUAGCGAGGCGUAUCCGGACUUGGAGCAGUUCUUUAGCGACUUGGCGGCGGUGUACAGAAAGGAGAUCGCUGCGCUGUACGCUGCUGGAUGUCGAUACAUCCAGCUGGACGAUACCAACCUCGCCUACCUUACCGAUGAGACGAUGCGAAGUCAAGCAGCAUCUCGAGGCGAGGACCUGGACAAGCUCCCGCUAGACUACGCGCGAUUGAUCAAUGCCAGUCUGGCCGACAAGCCGGGCGACAUGGUGGCGGCAAUCCAUCUGUGCAAGGGCAACUUCCGAUCGCAGUUCUUCGCCCAGGGCAGCGAGGACGGAUACAACCCCAUCGCCAAGGUCCUCUUCCAGCAGCUCAACGUCAACGCCUUCUUCCUCGAGUGGGAAGACAGCCGUUCCGGCAAAGACUUUUCGGCUCUUCAACACCUGCCCCCCAACAAGGUCGUUGUUCUCGGUUUGGUCUCGUCGAAACACGCAAAGAUGGAGAGCAAGGACGAGCUGGUCAAAAAGAUCAACGACGCUGCAGGCGAGAUCAAGGCCGACGACGGCUUGCGCCAGUUGGCUAUCAGCCCCCAGUGCGGUUUCAGCUCCACCGUCCAUGGAAACGAAAUCACCAAACAGACCCAGUUCGAUAAGCUGCGCCUCUGCAGGGACGUCGCACAGCACGUCUGGAAGGACACCGUCUAA